AUGAAUACUUUCGCGAAUAAUACCAUGUCACCGGCUAGUGCUCCUGCCUUGCUUCGCUCCGUCUCGGGUGACGAGAGCGAACUGCCUCCUCUUAUGAUUGUCGUGCAACCCUCCAUCAAGCAAACAAGGACGAUGCGGUCGCUUCCUGAUCGCGUCCAGAACCACUCCUACACAUCAUGUCCUGCUGGCCCAUCAGCUUCUUCUUCCUUUGGACCUGAAGCAGUCGAAAGCACUGCGGACCUGAUCAGCAUGUACCGUCAAGUAUGGCAAAAUCAAGUUUCACCUCUUUCCACGGACAUGAGCACCAAGAGACAACAAAGCGACUAUUGCUUUGAUAACGAUGAAGAGGAGGACGACGACGACGACAUGAGCGUCUUUUCCCUUGCUUCUUCCUUUUCCAUGGAUGAUCAGCAUCUGUUUUCCGAGAUUGAUUCUAUUGAAGUCCGUCGGAAACAGGUGGCAAUAACCCCUCGACAGACCACAGAAAGCGACCCAAUCAUGAUUGUCGAUGAUUUCGACUCAGUCUCCUCUGUGGACACCAUGUACUCAUUUGACGGAGACCUUACCAGCAAGAAAGCUGAUAGGUGCAUAUGA
This is a messenger RNA of Seminavis robusta, 594 nucleotides long. Lineage: Eukaryota; Bacillariophyta; Bacillariophyceae; Naviculales; Naviculaceae. The record is from the annotation of a GenBank genome assembly.